Messenger RNA from Symbiodinium sp. CCMP2456, 225 nucleotides. Lineage: Eukaryota; Dinophyceae; Suessiales; Symbiodiniaceae. The record is from the annotation of a GenBank genome assembly.
AUGGCCCACGUCGGUGCCGUGGUAGUGGGAGCCGGCAUUGUGGGCGCUGCGGCCGCUCGCAGUUUGGCCCGAGCCGGGUUGGAGGUCCUGGCCGUGGAGCGGUUGCGCCAGGCCGGUCAAGGCACCACCAGCCGGAACAGCCAGGUGAUCCAUGCUGGCCUCUACUACCCAGAGGGGAGCCUGAAAGCCGGCAGUUUCCGGAGGGGUGUGGGAGUUUCGGUUUAA